CAGCACAAUAGGAAGGAGCGUGAUCAAAAGGGACUCUGUCUGAAAUAAAAUCUCUAUUCCUCAUCUACUCAACAAACAGAUUGUGCAUUUACUGACAAGAAUUGGGGAGACUGCUUGAUGAUGGAAAGGUUGACAAUGCUUCAGUCGAAGAAACUUUGCUUAGCUUGUGUAACUGGCAUUUAUGGUUGCCAGUGGAGAAAGUACCGAACGCAACUUAACAAAAAGAGCACGUGUAUCUGGUGCCUGAUCUUGUGUUGUGCCUUUGGCAUCAGUGCUUUCUGGUUUUACUGUUGGUGGGCACUGCGCAAUGACUACAGCAACUUAAAUGAGCAUUUAUUUGCAAAGAUGCAUCGGUGGUUAGACUGGUCUGUGAUUCUCCUAAUAUUGACAGCAAUUAUCUUUAGCUACCUGCUUCUGUUGAUGAUACUUUCACUGUGUCACUUUGCUCUGCAAAUACCACUUUACUUGCACUGGAUUAAUAAGGUUGCAAUCCUGAUUUGUGUCCUACUGAUCCUAAUAUUGAUGAUAGUCAUUAGAAUUAAGUGGAAGGAAGAAUGGGACACUAUAAGUCUGUCAAUUCAAGUUACAGCUCCGUUCCUCCACCUUGGUGCAAUUGUCGCUGUGACGAUCAUGGCCUGGUUCGUCAUCGAUCAAUUUUUCCAGUCAAAGAGAAAUUUAAUGUUGACUGGCCUAGUUUCACAGACAUCGAGAAAACUGGCAGGUAAAAAGAGGAAAAAGCAACUGGAGCAAACUGUUUUACAGGUGAUUAUACCAAUGUUCUAUCUCGGAGUGGUGAUAAUCCUUUAUUUUAUUCCUCUUGCAAUUUCCUCCCCUUGUAUUAUUGAAAGAGAAGAUCUGGCACCACGGCCAGCUAUGAUGGGACACCGUGGAGCACCCAUGUUGGCUCCAGAAAACACUCUGAUGUCUUUUGAGGAAACUGUGAAAUGUGAGGCGACUACUUUUGAAAGUGAUGUACAGAUCAGUUUUGAUGGAGUUCCAUUUCUCAUGCAUGACUCUACAUUUGAAAGAACAACAGACAUAGCAGAUGUUUUUCCUAAGCGGGCCAGAAGUAGUGUUUCAAGUUUUACAUGGGCAGAGAUUCAGAAGCUCAAUGCAGGGAAGUGGUUUCUGAAGCAAGAUCCUUACCGCACAGUGAGGUUGCUAUCAGAAGAAUCCCAAAAAAAUGCUUCCAAUCAACACGUUUGUUCACUGGCUCAGCUGUUGGCUCUUGCUGCAAAAAAUAAAAGGCAUGUAAUAUUUGACCUGCGACUUCCAAAGAACACAUCUCAUCCAUACUACUAUGCUUCUCACAAAAUUGUUGUGGAAACCAUUCUGAAUUCCUCAAUUGAUCACAAUCUGAUCUUAUGGUUGCCCAACAAUACGAACAGCACCCCCAAAGACUUCCAGAAGAUUGUGGGAGAAAAGCUUGAUCCAGAUGCACUGCAAAGGCAGAACAUUCACAACAUCAAUAUUCGUUAUAGUGACAUUAAUUUCAUGGAGAUCAGGAACUAUGCAGAAAAGAAUAUCAGCAUAAACCUUUAUGUUGUCAAUGAACGUUGGCUUUUCUCCACGUUGUGGUGUGUCAAAGUGAACUCUGUUACAACCAAUGCCUGUCAUAUCUUCAAGAACAUGCACGAACCUAUUUGGCAUAUCACUCCUGGAACAUAUAAAGCAAUAUGGAUAACCGUUGAUCUUGUAUCUUUUCUACUGAUUGUCCUAAUAUACGUUUUACAUAGAUCAAGACACAGAAAGAUACAAGUGGGUAGAGGAGAAGAAAAUAUUGAGGACACUAUUCUUUGAUGAAACUUUGAAGUCAGCAUUUCUCCAUAACUGCAUGUUGUCACAGAAACUGCAGCGGCCUUUGAGAAUUCAAGUCUGAGAUUAAUGGAACAUUGUAUCUAUAUUUUUUGAAAAUUUUAUUAACGUAUAAAUGGAAUAUAUCUAUUUUUUCAUCUCUGCAUAGGGUUUAUAUAACAAAAUGUGUAUUGUUUUUUUUUAAAUCUAAAAUCAGACUCCUUUUUCCCCAUCUGUCAAAGGUCCCUCAGCUAUUGAAACCCAUUUCCCUCAUACAAGUACACUCCAAUUCAACAGAACCAAUUUUCCUCAGAAGAAGGGUCACCGGACCCGAAACGUUAACUCUGUUUUUCCCUUCACAGAUGCUGCCAGACCUGCUGAGCGCUUCCUGAUUUACAGCAUUUGUAGUUCUUUCAGUUUUUAAUUACAUGGACUGCACUGGCUCAAGAUGGUGACACAACGCUUCCUUCUCAGAGAAAGCAGAAAAGGCCAUACAGGAGAUACAGAUCAUCAGUCAUUUAAAAAUACAAUUCUGUUCAGCAUCCAGUGUGUUGUGAUGGACUGCCAUCAAGGUGUACCUUGAAAAGGGAAAACUGUUGGAUAGUACAGUUCCACGGGAUGGCAGGAAGUUGAAGAGGAAAGAAAUGUAACACAGGACAGUAUCAUUUGUUAGGAAGUCACCAGAAUCACCUCACGAGUCAAAGAACUCAUCAGAACACAGACUCAUGAGGGUCACUCUGAUCCAGGCAUGUUUCAUCUAAGCUGGACUCACCUGUAGGACAGUUGGCUCUUGAAGCCUCCCGAUCGAAAGAGUGCAUCCAUAACACACAUACCUUUUGUUAUGAUCAGGUGAGGUGGAACCAUGACUUCCUUUUUAAUCCCUUCUUGUUCAGCCAGAACAAUUUUUUUCUAUCUUUUUCUUUUUUAGUAUGCAGAUAACACACUUCAAUUAAACUUAGUUAACCAGAUCAAAAUUAAAGGAGAGCCAAUUCCAAAGUUUUCUUGAAUGGAAGAAAAUGGAGUUUAAGAUCUACUACUCUGAAGAAAUAAAAUACAACACCAAAUACACACAAAUACAAUUAGUCAACUUACAAAGGGAGAAAGGCUGUCUAGUACAUAAUGAAAGGCAAGGUAAAUGCAGUGACAAGAAUGAAAAGAUCCAGGUCCGACUGUAAGAUAACAAGGUGUAGAGCUGGAUGAACACAG
Messenger RNA from Stegostoma tigrinum, 3000 nucleotides. RefSeq names its product glycerophosphoinositol inositolphosphodiesterase GDPD2-like. Gene Ontology annotation, biological process: lipid metabolic process. The transcript has 17 exons. NCBI's taxonomy places the organism in Eukaryota, Metazoa, Chordata, Chondrichthyes, Orectolobiformes, Stegostomatidae. Gene Ontology annotation, molecular function: glycerophosphodiester phosphodiesterase activity. The record is from RefSeq and is a predicted model, not a curated record. The coding region runs from base 118 to 1800 and encodes 560 amino acids. Gene Ontology annotation, cellular component: membrane.